Messenger RNA from Urocitellus parryii (Arctic ground squirrel), 726 nucleotides. RefSeq names its product olfactory receptor 7G3-like. Gene Ontology annotation, cellular component: membrane. Gene Ontology annotation, molecular function: olfactory receptor activity; G protein-coupled receptor activity. Gene Ontology annotation, biological process: G protein-coupled receptor signaling pathway. NCBI's taxonomy places the organism in Eukaryota, Metazoa, Chordata, Mammalia, Rodentia, Sciuridae. The record is from RefSeq and is a predicted model, not a curated record.
AUGGAGUCAGAAAACCAAACACUUGCAGCAGAAUUCCUCCUCCUGGGACUCUCAGAGGACCCAGACCUGCAGCCCAUCCUCUUUGCACUGUUCCUGACGAUGUACCUGGUCACCGUUGUUGGGAACCUGCUCAUCAUUCUGGCCAUCAGCUCUGACUCCCACCUCCACACCCCCAUGUACUUCUUCCUCUCCAACCUGUCCUUGGCUGACAUCKGUAGCACCUCCACCUUGGUCCCUAAGAUGCUGCUGAACAUCCAGACAGAAAGCAAAGCCAUCUCCUAUGCAGGCUGCCUCAYUCAGCUAUGCUUUUUUGUGGUUUUUGUAUGCAUGGACAAUUUACUGCUGACCGUGAUGGCCUAUGAUCGAUACGUGGCCAUCUGCCACCCCUUGCAUUACAUGGUCAUCAUGAACCCCCACCUCUGUGUCCUGUUGGUCCUGAUCUGUCUGCUCAUCAGCACUGUGGAUGCCCUGGUGCACACUCUGAUGUUGCUGCGUCUGUCUUUCUGCAAACAUCUGCAGAUCCCCCACUUCUUCUGUGAUCUGACUCAGAUCCUCAAGAUGGCCUGUUCUAAUACCCUCGUCAACAACAUUGUGGUUUAUUUAUCAACCAUGAACUUCUGGGCACUGAUAUCAGAAGAACUGCCAUCCAUCGGGCUCUUCACAAUCAGUGCACCACACUGGGGGUUCUCCAGGUGGAGUUCCUGGGCCAGCAGCAGCAUCACCUAG